Ipomoea nil (Japanese morning glory) is the source of this 421-nucleotide messenger RNA. RefSeq lists its product as uncharacterized. NCBI's taxonomy places the organism in Eukaryota, Viridiplantae, Streptophyta, Magnoliopsida, Solanales, Convolvulaceae. The transcript has 5 exons. The coding region runs from base 23 to 385 and encodes 120 amino acids. The record is from RefSeq and is a predicted model, not a curated record.
AAUUGAAAAUGCCCAUUCAACAAUGCCACCAACAAGCAAUCCACCGAACCUGUCUCCUAUCGAGUUUAGUUCCAAACAUUAUUCUGGUAUAAGUACAUCCCAAUGGAAAAGAUCAAACCACACUAACCAGGUUGAAGUUGUUGCUAAUAAGAGCAGCCAAGAAGGAAGUCUGCAGUCAAUAAUUUACCAGGGAUUAUCCACCAACACUCCAAAUAACACUUUACCAGAGGUUUCUAGUGGUUCAAUGCCCAUUAUGAAUGGAUUGUAUGAUCCUCAGUACCAAGAAUUUGGCUUACCAGUUGAUCCUCAUCUUCGAUGCUUGAUUUUAAAUCCAAAUUUCAUGCAUGGCCAAGUUAAUCCCCGGUUUUCCAGGGAUAAUUAUUGAUCAUCACCAGACAUUGCUUUGGAUGAUUUGACAGAG